This is a messenger RNA of Ilyonectria robusta, 2169 nucleotides long. RefSeq lists its product as uncharacterized. The transcript has a single exon. Bases 1 to 2169 code for a protein of 722 amino acids. Lineage: Eukaryota; Fungi; Ascomycota; Sordariomycetes; Hypocreales; Nectriaceae. The record is from RefSeq and is a predicted model, not a curated record.
AUGGCCGUUGCGCUGCAGUGGGGGCUGGAGACCACCGCAAACGGGGGUCUCUCGUUUUCUCGAGGGCUCAUACAGGCCGCCACGACGGACAAUGUGCAGCCGAUAGCCUUGAUUGCCUGCGAAAGGUUUGGCAACACAAGUGCCAUGUGCCAGGAGACAUGUCUCAAAAUCGAAACCUUGGUUCUCCCAACCCCUCAGCCAGCCGUCAUCAAAUUCAUCCGGAGCACCGUAGGGUAUUCUCGAAAUGACUCCGCAAGUCAUCUAGGCACUUCUUUGGCCGGUAUCCAGUUCCUUGGUCUUGCAGCAGCCCUCGCGACUUUUGGCCCAUUCGACGCUGCAACGGCCAUCUCACGGAUGCUGAAAAAUACCACUACUGAUAAGACCCUGCUUCCGACAGUCAGACAACUGAGGGACUUGCUAUCGAGCUUAGACGGAAGAUUAACCCGUUCCAACUUUGCCGACUCUAUCGUUGGUUGGCACACGUGGAUGCUGUGUCAAACCCAGGGCAUCGAUGCCGACCGCAGGAACAUCCUCGAACGCGCCAAAUCAUACCCUUCUACUGAAGCAAUCGAGAAACUCGUUGAUGCUUUUCGCCAACUCGGUAGAAUUGGGGAAUCCACGGUUGCGAAAGUUACUAUCCAGGUCACAUCCAGCGCGCCAUGGGUUGUCGCAUUCACUAAGUGGUGCCUCGGGGCCCUCCCGUCAGUUUUCUUAGAAGAUGGCACACCGGUACUCGAUCAACCAGGCUCCAGCGUAACCAUUGUUGCCGACACCUUGUCUCCGAUACAUGAUAAGUUCGUCAUCACGAUCCAUCAUAGCAUCGGAAACCCGGAGGAACUUAUUGCCCAGGCCAGCACCAAAUCAUGGACCGGCAUGGUAACAAUCGAGAGAUGCGGUCAGUGGAUGCUUCAGGAGUACAGCCUCAGUCGUGAAAAAGACCUCCAUGUUCUCCAAGUAAUCCUUCCCUACGCAGCAAAGGCAUGUUUAGACCAGUUCAUAUUCUGCCCUAGUUCGAUGUGUGUCCACAUAUGGGCAACUGGGCUCGAAGGGGAAGCCGAGCUUCGUACAACGCCUUUUCGUGGUGACCACUCAGUCGCGAAGAUCUUGUCCCGUAUGCUGAAUAUUGAAACAACCGUGGAGCUAAAGAAGCUUGCUGAAGGUUGUUCCGUCAAUGAGCUGCCGUUAUUACAGUCAUAUCUCACCUCGCCCGAGAAUGCAUGUGGCUGCGAUAAGUGUGUCGGCGGUGUGAUGAAGGGCAAAUGCCGAAAAGAGAGUUUUAUCGACAAGAUUGCUUUUUUCAUUUGCGACAUUCUUGCCUUGUCCCUGUUCCACUGCUCAGAGGAUCUGCUCGUUCGCAUCGACAAUGACAGACCAUGGGCCAGCGGCCCAUACUAUGACGAUUUCUACGACGCUGUCCGAUCUGUUUUUACACGAGCGGCUCCCCUCCACCAUGAGGAAAUGUUGAAUUGCCAUAUUAAAUAUCUUGUCGAUUGGACUUUAGAGAUAUUGGGGCACAGCGCGGUGACCGCCAGAGACAAGGUCGCCGGAUCAGACUGGGCAAUGUCAUGCUUCAAGGGGCAGGCUGUCUACCCAACCAUUUUUGACACCUGCCGCAUCACACGAAAGGGGUAUCUCGCGCUAUCUUGGGUGCGCGGUGUCUUGGAGUUUGAUGGCGAAACGUACGAAAUGGUCAAAUCCCAUGCGGAGUCGGAAGAGUCCCCACCGUCAAUAGAUUGCACCAUCCCAUCGACAUCCAGGCCACUCAACUUGACCCCCGAUUACACCAUAAGCUGGAGAGUUCGCGCAACAGAGAGCGCUCUUGAGCUGGGUUUAUGUCUCGACGGGCCUUCCCUGGAGAUUGUACACAGUCCUUUCAACAUCAUUCAGAACCUAGGAAGCUGCCUUUUUGUUGAAAGAUGUCCCCAUGAUCGAGACACCGAAUUACAGCACGCAGAUCCACCCUAUUUCUACGAUUCACCACUAUCUCUCCAAGUAGGUCAAAGGAGCGGGAUACGUGUUGUUGCUUUGGACGGUGCCAAUGACGUACGAUUCCACUUUCUAGGUGAUAAACGAUUCGCCUAUGAUGGUGUGGUCGUGCGUUUUGACGCUUGUUUGAAGUGCUGUCUUGAUGUCUGUACAGCUGCAAGUCGUGAUAUCCUCGUUUUUUAG